Messenger RNA from Musca vetustissima, 1323 nucleotides. Its product is annotated as somatostatin receptor type 5-like. Gene Ontology annotation, molecular function: somatostatin receptor activity; peptide binding. Lineage: Eukaryota; Metazoa; Arthropoda; Insecta; Diptera; Muscidae. The transcript has a single exon. The record is from RefSeq and is a predicted model, not a curated record. Bases 25 to 1323 code for a protein of 432 amino acids. Gene Ontology annotation, biological process: G protein-coupled receptor signaling pathway. Gene Ontology annotation, cellular component: membrane; neuron projection.
GAGAACACCUUUCACCAGGAGUGCAUGGCAAAUCGCAACUCUUUGGCUCAUGUCUUCACCGUGGCUUUGUAUUCGGUGGUGUGUGUGGUGGGCCUGUUCGGCAACACCCUGGUGAUAUGGGUGGUGUUUCGUUUCUCAAAAAUGCAAACGGUAACAAAUAUUUAUAUUCUUAAUCUGGCCAUUGCAGAUGAGUGUUUCCUCAUUGGCAUACCGUUCCUAUUGUACACCAUGCGGAUUUGUAGCUGGAAGUUUGGCGAAUACAUGUGUAAGGCCUAUAUGGUGAGCACAUCGAUAACCCAGUUCACCUCUUCGAUAUUUCUGCUGAUAAUGGCAGCGGAUAGAUAUUUGGCUGUGUGUCAUCCCAUCGAAUCGCCACGCUAUAGGACGUUACGUAUUGCCAAGUUAGUAUCGAUGAUAGCCUGGAUUACUUCGGCCAUACUUAUGAUGCCGGUGAUAUUGUUUGCCAGCACAAUACGACAAGAGGAUGGCAUUAACUAUUCAUGUAACAUUGAUUGGCCCGAAGUGUACAAGAAACACUCUGGGACGACUUUCAUACUCUACACAUUCCUGCUGGGCUUUGCCACACCGCUCUGUUUUAUUUUGGUCUUCUAUUAUUUGGUAAUUAAAAAACUGCGUAGUGUCCAGCAGAAACAUAAAUCGAAGGAAAAGAAAAGGUCGCACCGCAAGGUUACACGCUUAGUGUUGACCGUUAUAACGGUAUACAUACUGUGCUGGCUGCCCCACUGGGUCUCCCAGGUAUCGCUGAUUAACUCCUUUGUGGGUCACCGUGAACUGACAAGGGUGGAGAUUUUGUUAUUCCUGCUCUUCGGCUGCCUGGCCUAUUCAAAUUCGGCCAUGAAUCCCAUACUCUACGCAUUUCUAAGUGAUAAUUUCCGCAAAUCGUUUAGCAAGGCCUUCAGCUGUGUAACCAGUCAUGAGGUGGAGGCACAAUUAAUUAACGAAAAUAGUGUGGUAACACACAAACGGACGGGCAGUGGUGCGAAGCAGCGCAAGGGCUCAAGACGAGUGUCGGUGCCAAAGACGGGGCCAUCACCGCAACAGAAUAAUUGUUUUCUGGCACCGACGAUUGUCCACAACAGUGGUGGUGGCUCGUCGUCCGGCACCUCAGCAUCGACAGCAACAACAGCCACAGAUAAAUCAUCGAAUAGUAAUCAGAAGUCGAAGAAGGAAAUUAAUGGUGGUGUCAUUUGUACCACAACAAAGGAUGGAGAAAAAAUUACACUGGUAGUAAAUCAAGAAGUUGAGGGGGGAGAAGUGGGUGAGUUGGGGCAGGCGAAAAGUGAGAAUCAAACCAAUGUGUAG